Molecule: messenger RNA, 2982 nt
Organism: Equus quagga
Lineage: Eukaryota; Metazoa; Chordata; Mammalia; Perissodactyla; Equidae
Gene: UBTD2
Product: ubiquitin domain containing 2
Exons: 3
Coding region: 287-991 (234 amino acids)
Molecular function (GO): protein binding
Source: RefSeq, a predicted model, not a curated record
CCGGAAUGGGCCAGCCCCGGCCUGGCGGGGCCGAGCCGCAGGCGAGGGCGGCGCGCGGGCCGGGCCUGCCGCGCGGGCGGCCCGGGGGCUGAGGGAGAAGAGGGCGCGGAGGAAGGGGCCGAGCCAAGGCGGUGGGUGGAGCGGCGAGGGGGCGGAGGCUGGGCCGCGGCGGGCGAGCGGAGCGGCGCGCCCGUCCGGAGCUCGGCGGCGGCGGCGCCGGAGGAGGCUGGGGCGGCGGCGCGCCCGGACGAGCGGCCGGAGGUGGCGGACGCGGCGCCGGGGCCCCAUGGGCGGGUGCGUGGGCGCCCAGCACGACUCCUCGGGCAGCCUCAACGAGAACUCGGAGGGCACCGGAGUUGCUUUAGGUCGUAACCAGCCUUUGAAAAAGGAGAAACCCAAAUGGAAAAGCGAUUAUCCGAUGACAGAUGGACAACUGCGCAGCAAGAGGGACGAAUUUUGGGAUACUGCCCCAGCUUUUGAAGGCCGUAAAGAGAUUUGGGAUGCUUUGAAGGCUGCAGCACAUGCUUUUGAGAGCAAUGAUCAUGAACUCGCACAAGCAAUCAUUGAUGGUGCAAACAUAACAUUACCACAUGGUGCUCUUACAGAGUGCUAUGAUGAACUGGGAAACAGAUAUCAGCUUCCGGUCUAUUGCUUGGCACCACCAAUCAACAUGAUAGAGGAAAAGAGUGACAUAGAGACUCUGGAUAUUCCUGAGCCGCCACCCAAUUCUGGAUAUGAAUGUCAGCUCCGUUUGCGCCUUUCCACUGGCAAAGACCUCAAACUUGUGGUCCGCAGCACAGACACAGUAUACCACAUGAAGAGGCGCCUACACGCGGCAGAAGGAGUGGAACCAAGCAGUCAGCGGUGGUUCUUUUCUGGCAGACCUCUCACCGACAAAAUGAAGUUGGAAGAGCUGAAGAUCCCAAAGGACUAUGUUGUACAGGUUAUAAUGAGCCAGCCUUUGCAAAACCCAACACCAGUUGAGAACUGAACUGGUCCUAUGGGCUGGUCCCCACAUCCCUCCUGCUCCUUUUUAUUGUUCUCAUUUCCUACUUUAUGGCGUGAAGUUUAUUUUCACUGCUCUGAAUUCCGUAUGAAUAGAUUUAGUUCUGAGGAAUUACCAGUGAAAAAUUCCAUCUGUGAUGGAGACCAUCAAAAAUAAUUAAUAAAACACAAAGAGCCAGCCUUUGAGACUCAUGUAAUUACAAUUUCUAAUUUGAGAGGCAGUUAAGAAAUAGAUAACCAUUUAUUUUAAAACACCCGACAACAAUGUAAUGGCUGUAUUUAAAUGAUUUGGACUGUAAAUAGAGUGUUGCGCCCAUGAAGAACAGCACCAAGCACCUUGUGAAUACAGAGUUAAAAAUAAAUAGAAAUUCCAGAAAUCAUCAAUAACAGUUAGAAAACGUGAGCUCUUUAAAGUGGAAACUGAGAAGAGCAGUAUUUGAGUUUCGCUUCUAUUCUGGUCUUAAUUCUUUGCUCAGUUAAUAUUUAGCCAUAAAGGAGUAGAGACUGGCAAAUUGUUUCAGUAUUGCUUUGCCCCUCCCCAUAUGUUGAGCUCCUUAUUUACGUUCACACUAAAUUUUGGUGCCUUCCAGCACGUUGGUGGCAGGCACUCUUCUGGAACACUAGGCAAUAAUUUAGUUGGUGGAGUCAGAUCUCUGAUAUUCAACUGAGAGUCAGUUGAAAAGUCUCCUGUCCUCUUGCUGCGUAGAUGUUUUGAAAUGUCUUUAUAACAAAGCUGUUUUCAUACCCAGGCUCAGAAGGUUACUGCUAUGUAAUACCCUCACUGAUCUUCCUACUCUGCAGGAUGGGUGUGGAGAACACCUCCAUUCUGUCUGUGCCUGGGAGAACUGUGCCUGUGUUCAGUCUUUCAGAGAAAAUUUCAACUCCAAAUUCCCUAGAGUGAAAGGUGUACUGGCGUCGCUUAAACGUCAGCCGUGAGGCACACGAUCAGGCGUUGCUUUGUGCUGUCGUGCUUUGCAGCUCACUGCUACCUCUGGCCGGGGAUGGCACUUUUCCUCUCUCGUCUCCCCUAGCCAGGAGGCAAAUUCAGAACCAUCUGCACGUGAGAUUAAAGGACUGAGAGAUCCAGUGGGAUAACUCGAUUCUUCUGUCCGAUGACUGGAAUAAAGCUGCCAAGGAUUGUAUUUGAUUUGGAGCCUUUUCAGAGCUGGUUCUGUAAGUGAGCAGGGGGCUGCCACGUGAUCACUGUCCCCCGAGAGCCCAUGAGCUGGGAAGGUGGGAGCAGGAGGGCGCCUCUGCUGCUCUCAGCUGGGAGAUGAUCACCUCCACACCCAUCCAGAUGUGAAGCACCGUCACUAAUUUUAAUGGCAAAAUGAAGCUGCUGAUUAGUUUAAAUGUAAUAUUUAAAUGGCAUUAAAUUUCUUAUGGGCUGACUAGACAUAAUAUCUGGAAUUGUAACACAUCAUGUUUCUGAGAGCUUUCGCUACUUCCUUUUUUAUGCAGUCAUUUCAAAGAUUGUGGCUACAUUUAAUUUAGGUUUGCUGAUAAUUGAAUCUAAAUUCAAGAGGAGACAGCAGCAUUAAUUCCAAAGGAGUAUUUUUGUACACAGAGGUGGAGGUAUGUGAGGGUUUUUCAAUAUAAUUCCCCUGUCAUCAAAAAGCUUUUUUUUUUAAAUUUGUGUGCCACAUUGAAUAGUGUCUCUCAAAGUUUGUCAACUGGAAAAAAAGUGUUCAAGCCUAUUUUUCUUAAGUAAACUUGGUGAUGUCAUCAAUAAUCUAUGGUUGAUAAAAGGUCUGUUUUGUUUGUUGAGGAUUUGGGCUCUCUUAAGACUUUAUUUUAUUUUAAAGGAACAUAUACUUUGAAUAGCAAUCUUCUGGGCAUGUUUAACUAACCUAGGUGAGAAAACCAUGGUGCUGUUUAAUUGUAAAUAGAUUGAUAUAAGAUUGGACCAAUACUUGAUGUGUAUAAUUUUAGUAUGUAGGGUUUUUGUGCCUUUUUUGAAAAAAAAAGUUCAAUUUU